Mauremys mutica (yellowpond turtle) is the source of this 1462-nucleotide messenger RNA. Its product is annotated as ras-related protein Rab-3D-like. The coding region runs from base 314 to 973 and encodes 219 amino acids. The record is from RefSeq and is a predicted model, not a curated record. Gene Ontology annotation, molecular function: GTPase activity; GTP binding. The transcript has 5 exons. Gene Ontology annotation, biological process: regulation of exocytosis; protein localization to plasma membrane; protein secretion. Lineage: Eukaryota; Metazoa; Chordata; Testudines; Geoemydidae. Gene Ontology annotation, cellular component: synaptic vesicle; plasma membrane; endosome.
CUAGUUGCGAAUCUGGAGCGGUUCAUGUUACUGCCGUUUACACCUGUGAACUGUUUGCAAACCCACCCCCGCUCGGCUCGUCACGCCGGAUCGCGGGGGGAGCGGGGGCUGGGCCAGGCUUCCCCCGGUGCGGCCACAUCAGCCCGAGGAGGCGGCCCAUCGGCUGCGGGAAGUCGAUUGCUGAGGUCUGGGGAGAGACACACCUUCCUCCGGCCCCAGCGCCGCAGAUCCGGGUGCAGCAGCCGAGGGGGGCAGAGGGGGAACCAGCCCCCCCAGCGGCGCGCGAGCGGGAGAUCCGCGCGCACCUUGGAAGAUGGCCUCCGCCAACGACACCCGGCAGGCCCAGAAAGAUGCCGCCGACCAGAACUUUGAUUACAUGUUCAAGCUGCUGAUCAUCGGGAACAGCAGCGUGGGGAAGACGUCCUUCCUGUUCCGCUACGCCGACGACUCCUUCACCUCGGCCUUCGUCAGCACUGUGGGCAUCGACUUCAAGGUCAAGACGGUCUAUAGGAACGAGAAGCGGGUCAAGCUGCAGAUCUGGGACACCGCAGGGCAGGAGAGAUACCGGACGAUCACGACGGCUUAUUACCGAGGAGCCAUGGGCUUUCUGUUGAUGUACGACAUCGCCAACCAGGAUUCCUUCAACGCCGUGCAGGACUGGGCGACCCAGAUCAAGACCUACUCGUGGGAUAACGCCCAGGUGAUCCUGGUGGGGAACAAGUGUGACCUAGAAGACGACCGAGUGGUGGCCACAGAGGAUGGCAAGCGGCUGGCAGAUGAGCUAGGGUUUGAAUUCUUCGAAGCCAGCGCCAAGGACAACAUCAACGUCAAGCAGGUCUUUGAGCGCCUGGUGGACAUUAUCUGUGAGAAGAUGAACGAGAGCCUGGACACCAACACCACCCUCGUCGGCAACAGCAAGAACGGGGCCCUGACCGAGACUCCACCCCCACAGUCCAACAGCUGCUCCUGCUAGAUAACAGACUCCACCCACCUCCACUCCUCUCUUUCCGCCCCCCUCGCCCCCCGCCCCAGCGAUCACACUGAUGUCAUAGAUAAUUAGGAUGGGAGGUUAUGGGGAGAGACAGAUCUCUUGGGCUGGUGUCCCACUGUUUCUCUAUUUGCCUAUGACAACAAUGCGUUUUCCCUUUCCUUAUUCCCAAGCCAGGGUUCUUCCAUCCCGGCAACCACAGCCAGCAGAGGGAUGAGGAACGUGAGCCCAUCCACCGGACCUCAGAGGUGGUGGGGCAGGCCCAGGCCCCCCACCGCUGACGCAAAUUGGCCUGACUUCCGUUGACUUUGAUGGCGCUGACGUGGAUGCUACGGAUCCAACGGGGGUCUGAUGCCUCAGCAGCUGCACAGUCUCUUGGGCGUGCGUCUAUUAACCAAGCCCUAGGUACAGCUUUGCAGAAGGCUGGGGCAUCGAACCCCCACGUAGAUCUGUGACAACUGCUCUGUGUUUGUA